CAAAGUGAAUAGAAUCAGUUUAAAUUGAUCAUUUCUCCAGUAAACAUUUUUAUGGAAGUGUUAAUUUUUUAUUAAUGAAUUCGCACUUGAAAAGAAUACAUAAAAGAGAUUUUUUCAAGCGUAAGAAAAAGUAAAAGUAAGAAAAUUUGAAUUAAAAAUGACGAAUGAUAUAACAAAGAGUACAGCCAUUGAAAGCAAACAUUCAACCAUUGCCGUUGAAAAUGAUCAUGGAAAAGAAGGAGUUGAGCACACAUUGGAAGAAGCGAUUGAAGCGACAAAAAUUGGAAAAUAUCAAGUCAUUUUAAUUGUCGCCUCUGGCUUGAGCAUAUUGGGAGCGUCUAUAGAAAAUGUAGGCAUAAGUAUGAUUUUGCCGUACAUUAAAUGUGAUAUGAGACCAACAUUGGCCGAGAUGGGUGUUCUAAGCUCAGUUUCAUUUCUUGGCAUUGUUUCAACGUCAUUUUUAUGGGGACUUCUUUUGGAUACAUGGGGCCGAAAAAAAGUUCUAUGUUCAGCUGCCUUUUUGGGAUUUGCUUUUUCAUUUCCAUCUGCAUUUGCAACAAAUACUUCAUUGCUUAUUUUUCUUCGAUUUUUGGCCGGAGCUUUCUUGGCAGGAUGUACGGCUGGUUCGUAUUCGUAUGUAAGUGAAUUUCAUACAUCAAAAACAGCCCCACGUGCGGUAGCAUGUUCAUCUAUUUUUCUGAGCGGUUUAAUGGUCUUCAUCGCAACAAUGGCGCUACUAAUCUUACCAAUGGAUUUUACAUGGCAAAUUUACAGUUUGAAUUUCAAACCUUGGCGUUUGUUUUUAAUUUGUAAUUCACUCAUUAACCUGAUGAACGGCAUAAUAUUUGCAAUACUGCCAGAAAGUCCAAAGUUUUUACUUGCCAUUAACCAACAUGAAAAGGCACUUCAAAUAUUGAAACGAAUCUAUGCCUUUAAUACCGGACUGCCCAAACAGAGCUACCCCGUAGAACGAAUUAAAAGUGAAUCAAUUGGUGGCAAUAGCCUUGCGGGUACUAAGGGAUUUUGCAAUAUUAUUCGAUAUUUGUGGUGUCAAACGAAGCCAAUUUUUCUGCCACCUUUGCUCACUCACACAUGGAAAUUAUGCUUUCUAUUCUUUGUGUUGUUCGCAAUUGGACACGGAACGUUUAUGUGGUUUCCUGACUUUUUGGUCCAGCUUCAAAAUUACAAGGGGCCACCAGAAAUUUUAUGUAAAAUCGUUGAACCAAAAACCAAUUCAGGCGAAAAUGAUUUUGAAAUAUGUGACACAUUAGACAAUAAAAAUACGACAAGCUAUCAAAUUAUGCUGGGAAUUGGCGUUUUCUUCAUGCUAACUGGCGCAAUAUCAAGCUAUUUGCUAAAGAAAAUAUCACCCAAAAAAAUAGUCGGUGUUUGGAUAGUAAUUUCGUCUAGCUGUUGCCUUGCGAUAAAUUUUUUCACUGAUUUCAAAGCGAUUGUGUCGAGUUUCAUUCUAUUUGUCAGUAGUUGCAGCUGUGCUAACAUUGUUAUGUCCGUUGCAGUGAAUUUGUACCCGACACAAUAUAAAGGGAUGGCAUCGGCGACUAUUCUCAUGUUCGGGCGAUUGGGUGGAUUUUUUGGAAGUAAUCUAGUCGGCGUUCUGCUAUCAACCAUGUGCACAAUGAUAUUUUAUGCAAAUGGAACACUUUUAAUCAGCUGUAUCUUCAUCUUUAUGACAAUAAAAUCGAGCGAUAAAAGUGCAAAUAAAUCAAAAGUAUCUGAUUCAUCAUAGAUGAAAAUUCUAGUAAAAAUUAUUAAUUUCAAGUCGAACAAUACUUAUCGAGUAUUUGUUUUAACUAUUAAAGCACUAGAAAGUUGUUGAAGUUGUUUGAUACCAAAUAGCAUUUUGAAAUGAAAUCUUAUCAUAUUUAGACGCUUUUUCAUUCGAAGCUUAGAGAUUACUUAUCGCAAUGGUGUCGUCACAAUUUAUCACCUUCAUGAACAGAUAUUAAAAAUUAUAACCGUUUGCACAAUAAGGUGAUCGUGAUCAUAAAUUUUGAAACAAAAAUCUGUUUAUUAAAUCAUAUCUGUCAAGCGACAUCGA
This is a messenger RNA of Contarinia nasturtii (swede midge), 2059 nucleotides long. RefSeq names its product synaptic vesicle glycoprotein 2B-like. Lineage: Eukaryota; Metazoa; Arthropoda; Insecta; Diptera; Cecidomyiidae. Gene Ontology annotation, molecular function: transmembrane transporter activity. The coding region runs from base 158 to 1747 and encodes 529 amino acids. The record is from RefSeq and is a predicted model, not a curated record. The transcript is spliced from 10 exons. Gene Ontology annotation, biological process: transmembrane transport.